Molecule: messenger RNA, 1335 nt
Organism: Drosophila bipectinata
Lineage: Eukaryota; Metazoa; Arthropoda; Insecta; Diptera; Drosophilidae
Product: abasic site processing protein HMCES
Biological process (GO): DNA damage response
Molecular function (GO): single-stranded DNA binding
Source: RefSeq, a predicted model, not a curated record
AGAUAAGAGGUGGUAGAUUUAUCCGACCGCCUUGGAACAUAUUUUGUUUACUUUUUUUAGUUACGAAAAUAACUAGUUAAAUAAUAAGUUUUUCUUCAAACCUACGCUAAUGUGUGGUCGCACUUGCUUGACUCUAGAUCCGGACGAGGUGCUUUGCGCCUGCAAGUAUCCCAAAAAAACAGUCAAAAAAGAACCGGACACUCCAAAGGAAGAUGCUGUCAAGGAAGAAUAUGAUUCUCGCAUGGAAACUCCUGAGUGGCGGGCGGAGUUUAACUUGGGACGGCGCUACCAGGCAUCAUAUAACAUUGCUCCCACCGACAUCACUCCCGUAAUAGUAUCUGCUGCGCACUUUUCCGACGCCGAUGACCAGAAGUGCUCCAGGGUAGUGAUGCCUAUGAUGUGGGGCAUGAUACCCUUCUGGCACAAGGGCGAUUACAAGCGGCAUGGACUCACCACCAACAACUGCCGACUGGAGCACCUGAUGGAUUCUAAAUUGUAUCGCGGUCCCUUUAAACGUGGCCAGCGUUGUGUCGUCGUUUGUGAGGGUUUCUACGAAUGGCAGACUGCUGGCCCUGCCAAAAAGCCAUCCGAAAGAGAAGCCUACCUGGUAUACGUUCCUCAACAAGGCGAUGCCAAGAUCUACGAUAAAAGUACCUGGUCUCCUGCGGAUGUAAAACUUUUACGCAUGGCUGGACUUUUUGACGUGUGGGAGGACGAGAGUGGCGACAAGAUGUACAGUUACAGUAUUAUCACCUUUCAGUCCAGCAAGAUAAUGUCCUGGAUGCACUACCGGAUGCCGGCCAUCCUUGAAACCGAAGAGCAGAUGAAUGAUUGGCUAGACUUUAAGCGAGUUAGCGACUCUGAAGCCUUGGCCACCUUACGGCCAGCCCAAUCCUUGCAAUGGCACCGAGUGACGAAGCUGGUGAAUAAUUCUCGCAACAAGAGCGAAGAAUGCAACAAACCUAUGGAGCUAGCUGCCAAACCAGCGAAGCCGCCGAUGAAUAAGACAAUGAUGGCGUGGCUGAAUGUCCGCAAAAAGCGGGAGGAGCAGAUCAAAGCAGAGCAGAGUGAUCCUAGUGACGAUGAGGAGCAGGAUAAACAGAGCGAGGCGAAGCGAAAGUGUUCCGAUAGCUCCCCCACUGGUAGUCCAGCCAAGAGGCCCCGGUUUCGGGACUCAAAGAAGACUCUUCAGCAGAGUGCGGGUAGCAGUGACACCGACGUAAAAUCGGGCGAGCGAUAGAUCAAACAAAAUUCGAAAACGUUUCUAUAAAUAGUUUGUAGGACAUUAAGUUUAUUUCCAUUAAAAACCGAAAUUUUUCUCUCAAUACCCAAAAA